Molecule: messenger RNA, 1200 nt
Organism: Oncorhynchus keta (chum salmon)
Lineage: Eukaryota; Metazoa; Chordata; Actinopteri; Salmoniformes; Salmonidae
Product: eukaryotic translation initiation factor 3 subunit A-like
Exons: 7
Coding region: 1-1200 (399 amino acids)
Source: RefSeq, a predicted model, not a curated record
AUGUGGAAGGAGAGGAAGAAUGGCAAGGAGCGGGCCCAAUGUGACUGGAAGGUGGAGCGAGGGGCCCAAUGUGACUGGAAGGUGGAGCGAGGGGCCCAAUGUGACUGGAAGGUGGAGCGAGGGGCCCAAUGUGACUGGAAGGUGGAGCGAGGGGCCCAAUGUGACUGGAAGGUGGAGCGAGGGGCCCAAUGUGACUGGAAGGUGGAGCGAGGGGCCCAAUGUGACUGGAAGGUGGAGCGAGGGGCCCAAUGUGACUGGAAGGUGGAGCGAGGGGCCCAAUGUGACUGGAAGGUGGAGCGAGGGGCCCAAUGUGACUGGAAGGUGGAGCGGGGGGCCCAAUGUGACUGGAAGGUGGAGCGGGGGGCCCAAUGUGACUGGAAGGUGGAGCGAGGGGCCCAAUGUGACUGGAAGGUGGAGCGAGGGGCCCAAUGUGACUGGAAGGUGGAGCGAGGGGCCCAAUGUGACUGGAAGGUGGAGCGAGGGGCCCAAUGUGACUGGAAGGUGGAGCGAGGGGCCCAAUGUGACUGGAAGGUGGAGCGAGGGGCCCAAUGUGACUGGAAGGUGGAGCGAGGGGCCCAAUGUGACUGGAAGGUGGAGCGAGGGGCCCAAUGUGACUGGAAGGUGGAGCGAGGGGCCCAAUGUGACUGGAAGGUGGAGCGAGGGGCCCAAUGUGACUGGAAGGUGGAGCGAGGGGCCCAAUGUGACUGGAAGGUGGAGCGAGGGGCCCAAUGUGACUGGAAGGUGGAGCGAGGGGCCCAAUGUGACUGGAAGGUGGAGCGAGGGGCCCAAUGUGACUGGAAGGUGGAGCGAGGGGCCCAAUGUGACUGGAAGGUGGAGCGAGGGGCCCAAUGUGACUGGAAGGUGGAGCGAGGGGCCCAAUGUGACUGGAAGGUGGAGCGAGGGGCCCAAUGUGACUGGAAGGUGGAGCGAGGGGCCCAAUGUGACUGGAAGGUGGAGCGAGGGGCCCAAUGUGACUGGAAGGUGGAGCGAGGGGCCCAAUGUGACUGGAAGGUGGAGCGAGGGGCCCAAUGUGACUGGAAGGUGGAGCGAGGGGCCCAAUGUGACUGGAAGGUGGAGCGAGGGGCCCAAUGUGACUGGAAGGUGGAGCGAGGGGCCCAAUGUGACUGGAAGGUGGAGCGAGAUUACAGUAGAAAGGCUGGAGGGUCGGCCUUCUCGCCCGCUCCACUUUCUCUCCAGUAG